AGUCCACAGCUAUUCGCCAUAUACACACACAAUCGCAACGGAAUCGGUUAACUGCGGAGGUGGCGGAAUUUCGAAAAACGCUGUUCCAAGUUGCACUAUUGAGAAUCAAUUCGAGCGCAGCCCGUUAAUGAUUAUCCCAUUUGGGCGAACUAAAUUGAAAUUGGAAAAAGCGGGUGCAGGAGCAGAAUCCACAGGAUACGCAACUUUGGACCAAAGGACAGUCGGCGGCAGAGCGUGAAAUUAGCUUAAGUGCUUGUCGCCUCGACCAGGACACACAGGGAUACGAGUAUAAAAAUUCGAGGGCCGAUUCCAGUCGAAGCGGCUCAACAACUGGGAGUACCCGCGAUUCUCGCCACCCCGUCCACGUGGACUGCUCAAGAACGCCAAGGUUGUGGCCGCCCCAAACGGCCACCUGCUGCCCGGAGUGAAAAAGGAGGGCAACCCCUUUGGCCAAUACCGCGGAACGUACGAGCUGCCCCCCAGGAUAACGCGUGCCUUCUGCGCCCACUACGAUGCCUGUCUGAGUGGGCGGCACAAGUUCGCUGCGUAUCCGCGUGACCUGUGCUGCUGCCAGCGGGAGAACCGCAGGGCACUGGCCUGCGACCAGCGGACGGUGCUGGGCCACGAGGCCGAUCCCCACUGGAUGCGCCAGCGGUGCCAGACGAAGUGCGAGGGUCUGGAGCAGCUCAAGGAGCUGAACGAGCGCAGCUUGCGCUGCAAGCGGGCCAAGUGCCCAGUGGUGCUCUGCCGGAACUGAGCUACACGCCGGGUGAGCUGACGGAGCCGCAAUUCCGGUUGCCCUCGCACCAGGAGCUGCUCGACCAGAAGCGCCGCAGCACGGACAGCCUGCCGCUGGGGCGACUCACCUUGGACACCAGGGACACGCAGCCCAUCAAGUACCGGGAGCAACUGGGCUCGGCGGCGGGUCGUCAGUUUCCCGCCCUGGCAGCGGCCCAAAAUCGCUAUACGGAUCACCUGGAGCGGAGCAGCGAGCUCAGCUUCGCCUGCCUGGAGCCGGGGAAGGAUCUAAUCUCGUUGCCGACGGUGGGAGUACGUAGCUUUGGUCCGCAGCCCGAUACCGAUACCGAUCCCGAUUUGAUCAAGAAGAUGCCGCUGCACUCGAUCACAGAGAAGCCCAACGAGCGGUGUCCCUCGCCAGUGGUGCCGGCAUAUGCCAAUUUCGAGCUGGCCAAGCGGAUGCACCAGGACAAUCUGGACCACCAGCCGCUGCCCGAUUGCGUCGCCGACUUGGCGUUCCGGCGGGCGCAGAUAUCCGGCGGACAUGCGGGACUGGCCCUGGAAAUCGAUCCCAUUGCCACGGGCGUGGGUGUGAAGACCCACAAUGCUGGGCCCACGCACUGCACCAAGAUGAAGGUAUUUCGUCCGAAAACCGGCGGUGGCAUUGUGCCCCGUGCCCUGGGCAAUGGCGAUGCCUUCCGUGGUGUUGGCUCCGCUCCGGCCAAAAAGAUGGGACCCAUGGAUUUGGCCAUUUGUUGGGACUUCAAGCCGGCGAAUCCGGCGGAUGAGCCACGCCUGGCCAGGCACAUAGACGGCUCCAAUGACUCGGCCGGGCCGGCUGUCUUCACCUGCGUGAAAACGCCGCGCGAGGAGCAAUCCUCGGACUUGGGCCGCUCGGCUGGCGUCUUCACCAGCACCCUCGGUGAGGCGGAUUUUUUUGACAAGGACAUACUGAGGAAGCGAACGGAUUUUGGUGGCACGCGUUUGGAUCGCGAGGAUCCGUGCGCCUGCGACUACUCACCACCGGCCAGACAAAGGGCACGCAGUGUCUCCCGCGACUCCAGCGCCUCGCAUUGCAGGCGAGGAUCGGGCAUCGGCGGACCCACUGGCGGCGUUAGUUUCGGCAACUUGGCGGAGCUGCCCGGUCGCGGGAUGCCCGAUCGACUGGCCAAGCAGUAUCAAUCGUCGCCGCUGCUGGGCGACAAGGCCUACCAGGCCUUGCGGGAGAAAUAUUUGGGACCAGACUCUGGGCAGGAUUGCGCGGCCGCCAAUUGCCGGCCAACGGGUGGUCCGCCAUGCAAGCGGGACGCACUCCUGCGGCGUCCAGCUCGCCGUCUCUGCCACAAGGUAGCUCCAGCGCCCAGAUGCUGUGCCCCUUCCUUCGGUGGCCACGGACAUGGUCACUGCUUGACCAGCAAGGCGGCCUUUCGUGCCGGAGUGCCCAGGCACAAUGCCUCCGGCGAUUUCGUGGGCACAGAGCCGGGCUGUGGAGGCGGCGCUGGUGGCGGUGGCAGGGUUCUGGUGGUGCCACGCCCCCGCCAGCCGUACGCCAAAAAGAACUACGACAUCGAAACCCUGGUGCCGCCCUUCCAAAGCCAAGCGGGCGGCGCGGGCCAGGGUGGCUAUCCAGAGCACUGGCGUCUGGCCAGUGUCUAUCAGCACGCCUACAAGCCCAUCGACCAGCGCAGACGGCCCCUUCUCCAAACCGUCUACAAGUAGGUCUGCCUCCUCCCACUGCAUCCAUUGCAUGGAUGGCUGUCCGUUAAGAAUGCUGUCCGCUCAAGAUGCUCUCUGGUGUCCGGAAAACGAGGUAAAGAGUAAUAGAAAGCUAUAGCCCGAAUGCAAACAUAUAGUAUAAUGAUAAUAGCAUUGUUUCCCACUGCAUUUUAUGUUUAGCACACGGGAAAAUCGGUCCAAGAAUAGGCUAAGUUAAUCAUUCCCAACAAAUUAAAUGAAUAGUUUAAAACCAUAUUUAAGGAAG
This is a messenger RNA of Drosophila erecta, 2719 nucleotides long. RefSeq lists its product as uncharacterized. The transcript has 4 exons. The coding region runs from base 1108 to 2457 and encodes 449 amino acids. The record is from RefSeq and is a predicted model, not a curated record. NCBI's taxonomy places the organism in Eukaryota, Metazoa, Arthropoda, Insecta, Diptera, Drosophilidae.